CAUCCAGAACAAUUCUUAUCUCAAUAAAAUAAUGAACAAAAAGUUUUUAGUCAAAACCUAUUAAUGAUAAUGUUAUCAUUGAAACAAUGCAUUUAAAAAUGAAUAUUAAUGCUUACUGAACACUUCUUAUGCUUAUAAAUGCUAAGACAUUGAUAUCCAGAACUAGUUUUGUUCCAAUUAAACAACACAUCAUUCCAAGUGUUUCUAUUUUUGUGUGUCUCACCAUGUCAAUGAAAAUAAUUUUAUUAAUCAUUUCAUCAUUAUUGAUACUCAAUUCAUACGUCUACGGUACAUUUGAUAUUAAUACUAAUCCAGAAUGCAAUUAUCUAAACGAACACGUGAUAGAUCUGUCAGAGACAGACAUGAGACGUUUGAGGAAACCCUUGAUUAUCAGUGAUAAAAUAUUCUGCAUUCAUGUGGAAAAUAAUAACAUCUCAGAAAUGGCAUAUAAAACUUUUAAUAAAGUACCUAAUUUGAAGUACUUGAAUUUAGCCGGCAAUUUGUUAUCAUUUGAUAAAUUAAACUUCAAUCGUCAUGGAUCAAUUGAAAUACUCGUACUGGAUCAAGCUUUAAGAAGUAAACUUGCUGUUAGUAAUCGUCGAAAUUUAUUAAAACAUCUUAUGCACAUGGAAGAUUCAAAGACUGAAAAUUCUAUCACUUUUACACCAGCAUUUACUUUACCUAAAUUAAAGAAGUUAUAUCUACGUGGAAAUAGAAUUACCUCAGUGCUAACUGAUGUAUGGUUGGACGAACUCUUUCCAAAUAUCACUCAUUUAUACCUGAGUGAUAAUCAAAUUUCUAAAACAAAUUUUAUGAAGUAUGUACCAUCAUCAUUGACACAUUUAUAUUUGGAUAAAAAUAAUAUUGAAAAAAUAGAAAAUGUCCCAUUAAAUACUCUAGAAGUGUUAAAUGUUGAUUAUAAUAAUAUUAAUCAACUGUGUGGUUUAACAUCUAAAGAUUGUAAGGGAAUUAAACUGAUAGAUGCAAUUAAUUUAAAAGUACUUUCUGUUUCACAAUCACGACUUGAACAAAUUGAUCAAGAUGCCUUUUCAAAUGUCACUAAAUUGGAAUAUUUGGAUUUAUCACAUAAUAGUCUUCAGAAAAUAAAUAAAACUAUUUUUGAACCAUUGGUUAAUUUGUCAUCUCUUCGAUUAGAUAGUAAUCAAUUCCAAGUACUUCCAGAUUUUGAAAGUUUAACCAAUUUAUCACACCUCUCUUUUCAAGAUAAUAAAAUAGAAUCAAUUGAUGAAUUUGAUUUCAAAGGUUUAUCAAAAUUAAAAGAAAUCAAUUUGAGAGGUAAUGCUAUCGUUGAUAUUCAUCCGGAAGCAUUUUAUCAAUUGAAUGAAUUGGAAGUACUGAAUCUUUCACAUAAUAAAUUAAGAUUUUUAUCAGACAAUUGGAUUUCACCGCAAUCUGUUUUACGAGAUUUGGAUCUAAGUCAUAACUUUUUUUACUUUUUUGACGGAUUUGGAUUGAGUAAUGCUGUUCAAUUGAAAAAUUUAAAUAUUUCUAAUAAUGAAUUUACUUCAAUAUCAAUUCCUAUGCUUACGUAUCUGUCAUUUAAUGUUACCUUGGAAAUUGGAAGUACAUGUAUCGAAUCAACAAAACUUUAUUCUUCAUCAUAAAUAUUAUUUAGCAUAUUAUCUUCAUUAUGCAUUGUCAUAAAUCAUUUUUGA
Molecule: messenger RNA, 1676 nt
Organism: Chelonus insularis
Lineage: Eukaryota; Metazoa; Arthropoda; Insecta; Hymenoptera; Braconidae
Product: protein artichoke-like
Exons: 1
Coding region: 129-1625 (498 amino acids)
Molecular function (GO): protein binding
Source: RefSeq, a predicted model, not a curated record